This is a messenger RNA of Oncorhynchus keta (chum salmon), 6054 nucleotides long. Its product is annotated as RNA-binding motif, single-stranded-interacting protein 2-like. Gene Ontology annotation, molecular function: poly(A) binding; mRNA 3'-UTR binding; poly(U) RNA binding. Lineage: Eukaryota; Metazoa; Chordata; Actinopteri; Salmoniformes; Salmonidae. The coding region runs from base 73 to 1260 and encodes 395 amino acids. The transcript has 13 exons. Gene Ontology annotation, cellular component: nucleus; ribonucleoprotein complex; cytosol. The record is from RefSeq and is a predicted model, not a curated record.
UUUCCUUGGCUGACGUCAGCUGAUGACUGCCUGCUUGGCCGUGCUCUCCGCUCCGGACAUAGUGCUGUAAAAAUGCUGCUCUCUGUGCCGCCAAGGACAGGAUUCAACCCAUACAACGGCUAUACCAGCAGAUUUAGUAAAAAGCCGACGUAUGUGUCCUCCAGCCACCAGAUGGCUCCACCCAGCCCCAACCACACCACCACCAGCAGCAGUAGUAGCGGCAGCCUCAGUGGAGAGCAGCUGAGCAAAACUAACCUCUACAUCCGCGGCCUCCACCCGGGAACCACAGAUCAGGACCUGGCCAAACUGUGUCAGCCGUAUGGGAAAAUUGUGUCCACAAAAGCCAUCCUGGACAAGACCACUAACACAUGCAAAGGCUAUGGCUUUGUAGACUUUGACAGUCCGUCAGCGGCACAGAAAGCAGUGACAGCACUGAAGGCUGGUGGAGUCCAGGCUCAGAUGGCUAAGCAACAGGAGCAGGACCCCACUAACCUGUACAUCUCCAACCUGCCUGUGUCUUUGGAUGAGCAGGAGCUGGAGAAUAUGCUGAAGCCCUUCAGUCAGGUCAUCUCUACACGCAUCCUUAGAGACGCCAAUGGCACCAGCAGAGGAGUGGGCUUUGCCAGGAUGGAGUCAACAGAGAAAUGUGAGACUAUCAUUCAACAUUUCAACGGCAAAUAUAUCAAGACUCCACCUGGAGUUCCAGUGCCCUCGGAACCCCUGUUAUGUAAGUUUGCAGACGGAGGACAGAAGAAGAGACAGAGCCAGGGAAAGUACCUGCAGCAUGGCCGUCCCUGGACAAGAGAUGGAGAAACGGGAGGAAUGACACUGACCUAUGACCCCACCACAGCCUUACAGAAUGGGUUCUACUCAGCUCCCUACAGUAUGGCCCCUAACAGAAUGAUCGCUCAGACCUCCCUCCCCCCCUACAUGCACUCUCCUGUUAAUACCUACCAGAUCCACAGUCCACAGUCCUGGAUGCAUCAUCAGUCGUACCUCAUGCAGACCUCAGGCCAACUCCUGACACAGGGCAUGGACCACACCAUGUCCAUCCAGCCCACCUCUAUGAUGGGGCCUCCCACACAGCAGCUCAGCCACCUCUCUAUGGGCAGCAGUGGCACGUAUAUGCCGGCAAACACAUCAAUGCAAGGGACCUACAUCCCUCAGUACACCCAAGUGCCUCAAAGCAACGUUUCAGUCGAGGUUGCCCUGGAGACGCCCACAGAACACCCAGACUACUCCUACCAGCACAGCAAGUGAAGAGGAGACACUGGUGGGUUUACUAGAGUCUGUCUCCUGGGCAACCUGCCGCCCAUACAGCUCAGCUCAUAGUGGCUCUGGGCAGUACACACCAGACAGACGAAUACAGACCAGACUGUCACACUAAAGACAAAAGGAUAUUUUCAAAUCAGAGGUUAUGGUAAACUGUUGGACACGUGGAACAUCUAUUUUAAUAACAGAACAUGACUUUUGUCGAAGAGAAAAACACACCACACACAUUAUUUUCUGUGCACGUAUUAAAUGAUUUCACACUAUUCUGGGGAGAAUGAAAACCAGCAAUAUAAGUUACACCACCAUGUGUCAUUUUAGUCGUCGUCCUUUAGUUUUAGUUUGACAUUUUUUUAUAUGCAGAUUUUUUUUGGUCAUGUUAUUUUUAAGCUUUUCAUCAGUUUGUUUUUGUUGCAGAUUCAAAAAGUAAAUGAUCAAUGAUUUGUUUCUUAAUUUCACAAUACCAUUGUUGUUUUUGUUCACUUCACGCUGCUGGUUUUAAUUGUGUAAUUGUUUGAAGAGAGAAGGCUGAACAAACUGCUCAAGUUACUUAGAUGUGUAUCAUCUGGUGGUAUCACCUGUUUUCUCUCUAAAGGGACAAGUAUUGCAGGAGAAUGAAACAUUAUUGAAAGUGGUCUUACUGUUUUUAGCACUUGGGUCCCUAGUUAAAAUUGUCACAAUUUAAAUAGUUAUUUAGAAAGAACGCUUAAGACAAUCAAAUAUAUUGAAAUGAUUAUUUCCAGAUUCUGGCUAAUUAUAAUAAAAUUAUACAGGGAAAAUGAAAAAUAUACGCACAAUAAAAUUUGACAGAGUAAUUUAGUUGUUGGUUAUAUUUUGUGAAUGUAUUGCUCCAAUGCUACCCAACAACAUAAGUCUUUCAAUUUGGUUUUAGUGGGUUAAGCUGCUACCGUUUAAACAGACCCAACGUUGUUCUUAGGAGUUCAUAUCAUUGAGUGUUGAGCUAGUAGUUUAAAGAAGUAAAUUAGAGCUCCAAAAAGUAUGGCCAGUACUGAGAUACGUUGCCGUGUCUUUUUGAUUCCAGCUUUCUCUCGGUCUGUUGAUUCCUCUGUUUCUGUUUGAUGAGUGAACAUUUUGUUUAUUUAAAGAAAGUUUUCUUGAUUUAAAAAAAAACAUGUUCUUUAGUACUUUUAAGAUUGAUCAAUGUUAUUUUUGGUAGUGUGCAUUGAGUAGGUACUUGUUUCUUUGGACAGUAGAUUCAAGUAAAAAACACAUUUGUUGUAUUUUUCUUUUGAAAUAGUGUCUACCAUUACUGUCGUUUGUGUUCUGGGUUGUGACUACAAGGAAUACAGCUACGGCCGGAAUUGUCCUAGCAGCUUAGAACAUUUUAGCUAACCCUAACCCUUUUCCUAACCUUAACCUGCCACGAUAAUGAUCCUAACCUGAUACGAAGAAGGCACUUCCAGUCAUAGCAGUACUCCUGCUAGUGAGAACUGUGUUUGUUUUUCUCCAUCUCUGGUUUUAUUUUCAAUCACAUGGAAAAGGCUUUAAAUGUUUGAGAUUUCCAAUCCAUCUGUGUCAACAGGUUUUGGCAAUUUCACACUGGUGUGCUUACUGCUCAUCAGUCCAAGAUAAUUAUCUGUUAUACCUCUUACAAAUCAUUUCCGAAAUGUGUCCCAAAUGGUAAUCAUUCAGUCAGUGGUUAGGGAAUGCAGUGUCUGAAAAGUUAGAUUACCUCCUAGAGCAAUGUAGAACCUUGCACAAUGUUAAUGUGCAAGGUUCUGAGAUGUUUUAUGAGGUCACAACUUCCAUGGUUCUCAAGGCGGCUCUCACAGUCACAGCAGGUACUGUGUCCAUAUCCUCACUCUUCUGUCCUAUGUUCAGAAACUAGGCCACCAUCCAAGGUCAAACCUCUAAUCCGACUGUUAUUUCUCAAAAUGGCCAGUGAUCUAUGCAAUUAAUUUAUUGUCUACAAUAAUGCAAUACUUAUAUUUCAGGUGACAACAAUGGACUGUUUGUCAAUAGUGACUUUUGAAACACAAAUGUAUCAUUCUGCUAUCAGUGGCUUUCAUUUGAGUUGAACUUAAUCCAAAACCUCUAGUUGUACGACUAUCAGCCUCAUUGUUCAUCUAAUGACAGUGAGAUGGCUGCAUAAAAGGGAAUGGUUCAUGAGAUUGGAGCAAAUCCCUCAGCUAUCUUGCAAAAGGCCUCACACCAUCUAACAAUGGGAUACAGACUACCUUGUCCAGCCAGAUAGGGUCCUUGUUGUUGUUGGUUAACCAAAUAUUGGUAGAUUUGUUUGUUACCAAAGACGACUUCCGGUAGGCAUUUGAACAUUUCUUCUAAGUGAUCAAUGCUGUAGAAUAAAUCUGUCGUUUGUUUUAUCUUGUUCCUUUCCAUUGAUUUGUUGACACUAGUAAUAAUCUCUAUGAAUCAUUAAUUCAUUUGUGGUAGGAAGUAAGAAUCACAGAAAUGCCUUAGAUUUCAUCAAGAGGGGAUUUAAAGAGUGCUACACACUACAUUACUAUCUGGAAACAUUCAUCCAUUGUCUGCAAAUGUUUGAUAAACAGGAAUACUUUUCUUAGAUUUGUAGUAUCAGUUUUAGGAAACCACAAUUCAAUGUUUGAUAAACUAUCCGUCAUAUUUAUUUUGAGUCAGUCAUCAUUCCAGAUUGUUGUUUAACUCAAAUAAAAUGUUCAGCCUUAGUUUGAAAUGUCAAAAUGCUCUUGCCCUUUUCCAUAGUUCAGAUAUUCAUUCAGGAGUGUCAGUGUCACUCCAUUAAGGGCCUAGUAGCGUCUGCUGGUUCUCCUUUCAAUUAAGACCUACAGUGCAUUCGGAAAGUAUUCAGACCGCUUCACUUUUCAACGUUAUUACAUUACAGCCUUAUUCUAAAAUGGGUUCAUUAACAUGUUUUCCUUAUCUACACACAAUACCCCAUAAUGACAAAGUGAAUACAGAUUUUUAGAAGAAAAAUGUAUUUACAUAAGUAUUCAGACACUUUGCUAUGAGACUAAAAAUUGAGCUCAGGUGCAUCCUGUUUCCAUUGAUUAUCCUUUAUUUUUCUACAACCGGAUUGGAGUCCAUCUGUGGUAAAUUCAAUUGAUUAGACAUGAUCUGGAAAGGCACACACCUGUCUAUAUCAGGUCCCACAGUUGACAGUGCACGAUAGAGCAAAAACCAAGCCAUGAGGUCAAAGGAAUUGUCUGAGCUCCAAGACAGGAUUGUGUCGAGGCACAGACCUGGGGAAGGGUACCAAAACAUUUCUGCAGCAUUGAAGGUCCCAAAGAACACAGUGGCCUCCAUCAUUCUUAAAAUGGAAGAAAUUUGAAACCUGGCCAAACUGAACAAUUGAGGGAGAAGGGCCUUCGUCAGGGAGGUGACCAAGAACCCGAUGGUGUCUCGGACAGAGCUCCAGAGUUCCUCUGUGGAGAUGAGAGAACCUUCCAGAAGGACAACCAUGUCUGCAGCACUCCAUCAAUCAGGCCUUUAUGGUAGAAUGGCCAGACGGAAGCCACUCCUCAUUAAAAAGGCACAUGACAGCCCGCUUGGAGUUUGCCAAAAGGCACCUAAAAGGACUCUUGACCAUGAGAAACAAGAUUCUCUGAUCUGAUGAAACCAAGAUUGAACUCUUUGGCCUGAAUGCCAAGUUUCACAUCUGGAGGAACCCUGGCACCAUCCCUACGGUGAAGCAUGGUGGUGGCAGCAUCAUGCUUUGGGGAUGCUUUUCAGCAGCAGGGACUGGGAGACUAGUCAGGAUCGAGGGAAAGAUGAAUGUAGCAAAGUACAUCCUAGUGGUUAGAGCGUUGGACUAGUAACCGGAAGGUUGCAAGUCAAAAUCCCCGAGCUGACAAGGUACAAAUCUGUUGUUCUGCCCCUGAACAGGCAGUUAACCCACUGUUCCUAGGCAGUCAUUGAAUAUAAGAAAUUUGUUCUUUAAAUGACUUGCCUAGUUAAAUAAAGGUUAAAUAAAAAUAGAGAUCCUUGACGAAAACCUGCUCCUGAGAGCUCAGAACCUCAGACUGGAGCGAAUGUUCACCUUCCUACAGGACAAUGACCCUAGGCACACAGCCAAGACCACGCAGGAGUGGCUUUGGGACAAUUCUCUGAAUGUCCUUGAGUGGCCCAGCCAGAGCCCGGACUUGAACACGAUUGAACAUCUGGAGAGACCUGAAAAUAGCUGUGCAGCAAUGCUCCCCAUCCACCCUGACAGAGCUUGAGAGGAUCUGCAGAGAAGAAUGGGAGAAACUCACCAAAUACAGGUGUGCCAAGCUUGUAGCGUCAUACCCAAGAAGACUCGAGGCUGUAAUUGCUGCCAAAGGUCCUUUAACAAAGUACUGAGUAAAGGGUCUGAAGACUUUUGUAAAAACAUUUUCAAAAAUGUCUAAAAACCUGUCAUUAUGGGGUAUUGUGUGUAGAUUAUCAAGGAAAAAAAUAUUUCAGAAUAAGGCUGAAACAUAAAAUGUGGAAAAAAGGGUAGUGGUCUGAAUACUUUCCAAACGACAACCAGGUGAGGAGUUACUUACUAAUCAGUGACCUUAAUUCUUCAAUCAAGUUGGAAGAGCGAAAAACCCGCAGAUUCUCUGCCCUCCGUGGAAUGAGUGACACGUGAUUUACAUGAAGAGUCCACUUGAAACAUCUUGCUGCAAUUUAGGAUUUGAAGGUUUGCAGAGAAGUGGGUUCUAGUGAUUGUACUUUUUUUUUUCACUUAUGUGCCACACUAGCAGGUCUUAAUUGUCCUGUUCUAGACAAACACAGCUUUAAGAGUUUUUUUUGGUUUGAUGUUUUUGAACUUGGUGCUUUUUUUAAAUAAAACUGUUUUUGUCCAUG